This is a messenger RNA of Gossypium raimondii (Peruvian cotton), 2178 nucleotides long. RefSeq names its product cucumisin. Gene Ontology annotation, molecular function: serine-type endopeptidase activity. Bases 1 to 2178 code for a protein of 725 amino acids. Gene Ontology annotation, biological process: proteolysis. The transcript has 11 exons. The record is from RefSeq and is a predicted model, not a curated record. NCBI's taxonomy places the organism in Eukaryota, Viridiplantae, Streptophyta, Magnoliopsida, Malvales, Malvaceae.
AUGGCAACCAAGUCAUCUUCGACAUCGGCAGUGUCCGAUGAUGAUCGAAAGGUUUAUAUUGUUUAUAUGGGUGAACGUCCCAAUGGGGAAUUCUCUGCAGAAAGGCUUCACAUUAACAUCCUAGAACAAGUUCUUGGCAGUGGUGGAUCAAGCUCUUUGCUUCAUAGCUACCAUAGGAGCUUCAAUGGAUUUGUUGCCAAGUUGACCAAUGAUGAUGCUCAUAAAUUGGCCAACAUGGAAGGGAUUGUCUCAGUGUUCCCUAAUCAAAUGAAACAGCUUCACACAACAAGAUCAUGGGAUUUCAUGGGAUUCUCCAAAAAUGUUAUAAGAACAAAUCUUGAAAGUAAUAUCAUUAUUGGAAUGUUAGACACCGGAAUUUGGCCGGAAUCCGAAAGUUUCAACGAUGAAGGAUUUGGUCCACCUCCAAAAAAAUGGAAAGGCAUUUGCCAAAAAUCAUCAAAUUUUACUUGCAACAAUAAAAUCAUUGGAGCUCGAUACUAUAAGGCCGAUAAAAACUUCCAUCCAACAGAUAUCCAAUCACCAAGAGAUUCGGAAGGCCAUGGGAGUCAUACAUCUUCGAUAGCAGCUGGUGCCUUGGUACACAAGGCAAGCUUAUCCGGUCUUGCUUCGGGUUUAGCUAGGGGAGGGGUUCCCUCAGCUCGAAUCGCAGUCUAUAAGAUAUGUUGGGCCGAUGGUUGCUCUGAUGCGGACAUCCUUGCAGCGUUUGAUGAUGCAAUUGCUGAUGGUGUUGAUGUAAUCUCGCUUUCCGUCGGAGGGUCAUUCGCGAUUGAUUAUUUCAACGAUUCCAUUGCUAUCGGAGCUUUCCAUUCGAUGAAAAACGGAAUCCUCACAUCAAAUUCUGCUGGUAAUUCAGGACCUCAGCUUGCAAGUAUCACAAAUGUUUCACCUUGGUCCCUCUCAGUAGCUGCGAGUACCAUAGAUAGAAAAUUUUUCACUGAGGUCAAAUUGGGUAAUGGUGAAAUUUACAAGGGAACAUCUAUAAAUACUGUUGAGCUCAAACACAAUUUGUACCCUCUCAUAUAUGGUGGAGAUGCCCCAAAUACUAAAAAAGGAUAUGAUAGCUCCGAAUCGAGGUAUUGCUCGGAAGACUCACUGGAUAAGGCCUUAGUUAAAGGGAAGAUUGUUCUUUGUGAUUCUGUAAAUAGUGGUGAAGGUCCAUUAGCUGCAGGAGCUGUUGGUGCUAUAAUGCAGUAUUACUUGGAUUCCGCCUUCAAUUUUCCAUUACCCGUUUCAUGCUUGGGGUCCGAUGAUGGAACCGAUGUCUCGACCUACUUGAACACAACAAGAAAACCGAAAGCAAACAUAUUGAAAAGUAUUGAAGAAAAGGAUGAACAAGCUCCAUAUGUGAUUUCAUUUUCAUCAAGAGGGCCUAACCCUAUUACGUACGACAUUCUAAAGCCGGAUUUGACUGCGCCCGGGGUCGACAUUUUGGCAGCAUGGUCUCAAGGGACAACUGUAACCGGCUACGAAGGUGACAAUCGGAUUGUUCCAUACAACAUACUCUCCGGCACAUCGAUGUCUUGCCCUCAUGCAACCGCUGCAGCGGCCUACAUCAAAUCGUUUAAUCCGACAUGGUCACCUGCUGCAAUUAAAUCUGCUCUAAUGACUACGGCUGUUCCAUUAAGUCUUGAGACCAACACCGAUGCCGAGUUCGCAUUCGGAUCAGGCCAUUUGGUUCCUUCCUCAGCGCUUGAUCCCGGGUUGAUUUAUGAUGCCGGAGAGAUCGAUUACGUUAAAUUUCUAUGUGGUCAAGGAUACGAUACGGAAACUGUUAGACUUGUUACCGGAGAUCGAAGCAAGUGCUCGGACUCCAUUAAUGGGACAGCAUGGGAUCUAAAUUAUCCAUCGUUUGCUUUGUCAGCAACUCCUGGAAAAUCUACAAGGCGAGUGUUUCAUAGAACGGUGACGAAUGUUGGCUCGGGUGUUUCAAUUUAUAAGGCAACGGUGAAGGCUCCUCCAGGACUCGAAAUCGAAGUUCAGCCGAAUUUGCUUGGAUUCAAGGCUAUAGGGGAAAUGAAAUCAUUUAUUGUGAAAGUUAAAGCUAAAAUUGAUGGCAACAACAUCACCAACAUGAUGCUUUCGGGUUCUUUGAUUUGGGAUGAUGGGUUGCAUCAAGUGAAAAGUCCCGUUGUUGCAUUUGCUUUGGAAGAAGAAUGA